AGAGAAGACGAGGGGAUGAGGAAGGAAGAAUUGGUGAGGAAAACGAUGGCAUGCAUGCCUCUUAUCUCCACCCACCCCUCUCCUCCCCUCCAUCUUUGACGAGACCGAUCCAGUGGUUGAAGUAUUAUGCCCACCUAACUCUCUCCAUGCCACCACAAGCUGAUGUAUUUAACCCUUCGUUGUGCUCCUCUCUACCGCAGGGUUAUCUCACCUUCCUUACCUUCCACUUCCUCCCUUCUGGUCUUUCGUCGGAUCUCGUUCCGUGAUCGAUGGAGAUGGAGAACGGCGGCGUCCAUGCGAACGGCAGCCUGUGCAUCAGGACUGACCCGCUGAACUGGGGCGCCGCGGCGGAGGCCGUGACGGGGAGCCACCUCGAGGAGGUGAAGCGGAUGGUGGGGGAGUUCCGGCAGCCCCUGGUGCGACUCGAGGGCGCGACGCUCAAGAUCUCUCAGGUGGCCGCGGUCGCCACGGAGCCCCACUCGGCGGUUAGGGUGGAGCUGUCGGAGUCGGCGCGGGAGGGGGUGCGCGCCAGCAGCCAGUGGGUGAUGGACAGCAUGACCAAGGGCACCGACAGCUACGGUGUCACCACCGGCUUCGGCGCCACCUCUCACAGGCGCACCAAGCAAGGCGGCGCCCUGCAGCAGGAGCUUAUCAGAUUCCUCAAUGCCGGAAUAUUCGGCUCCGGGGCGGAGUCCGGGCACACGCUGCCGACCCCGGCGGCCAGGGCCGCCAUGCUCGUCCGCAUCAACACCCUUCUCCAGGGCUACUCCGGCAUACGGUUCGAAAUCCUGGAGGCCAUGGCCAGCCUCCUCAACAGUGGCAUCACCCCCUGCCUUCCCCUCCGUGGCACUAUCACUGCCUCGGGUGACCUCGUCCCCUUGUCCUACAUCGCCGGCCUGCUCACCGGCCGGGGAAACGCGAAGGCCCUCGCACCUGGGGGAGAGUGGGUCGACGCCGCGGAGGCCUUCCGCCGAGCUGGCAUCCCCCACGGGUUCUUCGAGCUGCAGCCCAAGGAGGGCCUCGCGAUGGUCAACGGCACCGCCGUCGGCUCCGGCCUCGCCUCCCUCGUCCUCUACGAGGUCAACGUGCUCGCCGUCCUCGCCGAGGCGCUGUCGGCGGUCUUUUGCGAGGUGAUGCAGGGGAAGCCGGAGUUCACCGACCACCUCACCCACAAGCUGAAGCACCACCCGGGCCAGAUCGAGGCCGCCGCUAUUAUGGAGCACAUCCUCGACGGCAGCUCCUACAUGAAGAUGGCCAAGAAGCUCCACGAGCAAGACCCACUGCAGAAGCCGAAGCAGGACCGCUACGCCCUCCGCACCUCCCCGCAGUGGCUCGGCCCCCAGAUCGAGGUCAUCCGCGCCUCCACCAAGUCCAUCGAGAGGGAGAUCAACUCCGUCAACGACAACCCCCUCAUCGACGUCUCCAGGAACAAGGCCCUCCACGGCGGCAACUUCCAGGGCACCCCCAUCGGUGUGUCGAUGGACAACACCCGUCUGGCCGUCGCCGCCAUCGGGAAGCUCAUGUUCGCGCAGUUCUCCGAGCUCGUCAACGACUUCUACAACAACGGCCUGCCCUCGAACCUCUCCGGUGGGCGCAACCCCAGCUUGGACUACGGCUUCAAGGGCGCCGAGAUCGCCAUGGCGGCGUACUGCUCUGAGCUCCAGUUCCUCGCCAACCCGGUGACCAACCACGUCCAGAGCGCCGAGCAGCACAACCAAGACGUCAACUCCUUGGGACUCAUCUCCUCGAGGAAGACGGCGGAAGCGGUCGACAUUCUAAAGCUCAUGUCCGCCACCUACUUGGUUGCUCUCUGCCAAGCCAUCGAUCUGAGGCACCUGGAGGAGAACCUCAAGCAUGCGGUCAAGAACACGGUGGGCCAAGUCGCCAAGAGGGUCCUGACCACGGGCGCCAACGGCGAGCUCCACCCCUCGCGCUUCUGCGAGAAGGACCUGAUCAUGGUCGUCGACAGGGAGAACGUCUUCAGCUACAUCGACGACCCCUGCAGCUCGACGUACGCUCUGAUGCCCAAGCUGAGGAUGGUCCUGGUGGAGCACGCUCUGAGCAAUGGCGAGAAGGAGAAGGACGCGACGACGUCCGUCUUCCAAAAGAUCACCGCCUUCGAGGAGGAGCUGAAGGCCGUCCUCCCCAAGGAAGUGGAGGCGGCGAGGGCCGCGGUCGAGGGCGGCAACGCGGCCAUCGCCAACAGGAUCAGGGAGUGCAGGUCGUACCCGUUGUAUCGGCUCGUCAGGGAGGAGCUCGGGGUUGCAUACCUCACCGGCGAGAAGGCGCGAUCCCCCGGAGAGGAGUUCGACAAGGUGUUCAUGGCUGUCAACGAAGGGUUGCUGAUCGAUCCGCUCCUCGAAUGCUUGAAGGAAUGGAACGGAGCUCCACUUCCCAUCUGCUAAGCGACAAGAUGGAAGUACUACUACUGCUUUGGAGUCGAUAUGCGUUGUCAAUCCAGUGAUGCAAGGUGUAUGUUGUAAUGCUGCAACGAUUUGUUAUUAUUUGUUUUCCCCUUCAUCAAGUUUAUAUAUACUUUUGUAAUGUAAGGAAAUGGAAGCAUGUUAAGCUUAGAAGCUUUUGCAUACAAUCAGGAAACAAUUACAAUA
This is a messenger RNA of Musa acuminata subsp. malaccensis (wild Malaysian banana), 2609 nucleotides long. Its product is annotated as phenylalanine ammonia-lyase 2. Gene Ontology annotation, cellular component: cytoplasm. The record is from RefSeq and is a predicted model, not a curated record. Gene Ontology annotation, molecular function: ammonia-lyase activity. NCBI's taxonomy places the organism in Eukaryota, Viridiplantae, Streptophyta, Magnoliopsida, Zingiberales, Musaceae. Gene Ontology annotation, biological process: L-phenylalanine catabolic process.